AUGACAUCAACACCAACGCAUCCGUCAAUUGAUUCGGAGCCUAUUUACGAAUUUGAUGAGGCUCUAAAAAUUGAGUUUAAAGAGAGCGUUGAUGAUGGUCAAAUUAGCAUUUAUACCGGAGAAAUUUCAAAUGCUUGGCGAUUCAGAGAUGUUCCUCACGGAGGCUAUUUGAUUUCCUUACUACUCAAAGCCCUGAUGCACCAUUUCCGAGAAACUAAUCCCCACCCGGUUCAACUCACCGCACAUUUCUUGAGAAGAAGUCAUGUUGGACCGUUCAAGAUUAAGAUAGUGAACCUGAAAGUGGGAAGAAUUUAUUCAAUUGCUAAUGCAGAAUUGAUGCAAAGAACGAACCUUUCCGAUGAGAGCUCUGAAUAUAUAACCUGUAUCACCCUCACAUCAAUCUUCGGGGACCUCUCCAGCGAAGUUGGACUUUCACCUCCGUUUUACGAUACACCAAAAAUCACGCCUAAAUAUCUAUGCGUACCGUACAAGUAUGAUCCUGAAUAUCAAGAUAUUCCAAAUUUAUUACCUCACGUGAACGCGUUAUAUGAUGAUAAUUUUUAUAAAAAAAAGAUGUCCGAAUGUAGCAAUUGGGUUAGUUUUAUUGAUGGACGGGAGAUGGAUUUUCUUUCUAUGGGAUUAUUCUCGGACCUAUAUUUCCCAUCACCAGUAACCAACUACCUAGGCAAGAAAAUUUUCAAUUAUUGGUUAGCAACGUUGACACUGGAUAUUCAAUUUAAACACGUGCCUAAAGGAAAAUGGAUAGGUGGAACUUUCAGAUCAAAAUUUUUGAAGAAUGGAAGGAAUGAGGUUGAUGGCGAAUUAUAUGAUGAGGAAGGGAAUUUGCUUUGUAUUUCACGACAAAUGUAUGUGAUCCAAGACCCUGCCAAGCUAUAG
Acaulospora morrowiae is the source of this 897-nucleotide messenger RNA. The record is from the annotation of a GenBank genome assembly. Lineage: Eukaryota; Fungi; Glomeromycota; Glomeromycetes; Diversisporales; Acaulosporaceae.